AUGUCUGCUACCAGGUCACUCGACUCGGACGAAGACAGUUUUGUUGAGCCAUUCGAAGAUGAUCAAGAAACACUGGACGACAAGCCCUCGAAGCACAUAAAACGUCGCGCCAAUGUUUACGAUGCGGUAGCUGGUCGUGUCAGCACCCGCGGUGUCAACGCACCCCGUGAAGUUGCUUCCCAAUAUCGCGACACAAACUCGGCAGGCGCUCGAAGUUUGCGACCAGAGGAGCUUCUAUAUCGCAGACAGAAUAUACUGGCGGAAUCAGUCGACGAGAAAAACUAUUUCGCACAUGAGAAUCUUUCCUCUGAUCAAGCUCUCCCGAACUCUGAGCUUCUCGAGACAAUACAUGCGUAUGCGGCCGACUACUACGAAUACGCUACGACAGACAGCGGCAAAGAUGACCACCAGACCAUGGAUGAGACAGCGUUGCUUGCAAUGGGGAUCCUGAUCGAGGAGAUGGUUAAGGAGGAAUUGGGUGAAACCGGGGAUCUGGCCUUGGUUGAAGGACAAGAGCUGUCGGAGGAAGAGGACGAUAAGACAGGCCUCGAGAGUGACACCACAACUAGGUCAACAGCACGAGCAGCACGAAGGAAGCGAGCUAGCAGCAUUGCCCGGCAAAGAUCAAAACGGCGCAAAUUGUCUCGUUCUGUUUCUGUUACAACAGAUUUUGACACCGAAGUUGAUGAAAGACGAUGA
Penicillium coprophilum is the source of this 699-nucleotide messenger RNA. RefSeq lists its product as uncharacterized. Gene Ontology annotation, biological process: nucleolar large rRNA transcription by RNA polymerase I. Gene Ontology annotation, molecular function: RNA polymerase I cis-regulatory region sequence-specific DNA binding. The record is from RefSeq and is a predicted model, not a curated record. The transcript has 2 exons. Gene Ontology annotation, cellular component: RNA polymerase I upstream activating factor complex. The coding region runs from base 1 to 699 and encodes 232 amino acids. Lineage: Eukaryota; Fungi; Ascomycota; Eurotiomycetes; Eurotiales; Aspergillaceae.